Messenger RNA from Emiliania huxleyi CCMP1516, 289 nucleotides. RefSeq lists its product as hypothetical. Gene Ontology annotation, molecular function: RNA binding. The record is from RefSeq and is a predicted model, not a curated record. The annotation marks the transcript as partial. Lineage: Eukaryota; Haptophyta; Isochrysidales; Noelaerhabdaceae. The transcript has 2 exons.
AUGGCAGAUAGCUGCACAGUCCUCGUCGAGAACCUGCCGGCGGACGCCUCGCGGGAGGACCUCUCCACCUACUUUGCCUUCCACGGCCACGUCGAGAAGGUCCUGCUAGACGGCACGACCGCACUAAUCACGUUUGAGAGCGGCGCGAGCGCCCGGUCGGCGCUGCUCUUUGACGGCGCCGAGUUCCACGGAUCGGCGAUCGCUGUCGCGCUGGAUGCGGCCUGCGUCGACCCGAUCCGCAGGACGCUGGCCGACGGCUCGGGCUCGCCCUCGGGCGGCUCCGGCGGAG